Patiria miniata (bat star) is the source of this 2942-nucleotide messenger RNA. RefSeq lists its product as uncharacterized. Lineage: Eukaryota; Metazoa; Echinodermata; Asteroidea; Valvatida; Asterinidae. Gene Ontology annotation, biological process: apoptotic process; regulation of apoptotic process. The record is from RefSeq and is a predicted model, not a curated record. Gene Ontology annotation, cellular component: mitochondrion. Bases 264 to 1964 code for a protein of 566 amino acids. The transcript has 6 exons.
UAAUUGAUGCAUUGCGAAGUUGCGAACAUGAAAUUCCGAUGACAGAGGACACAGUUUCACGACAAUUUGAUUUUCACUAUGAGAUUUGUUGAUGUUGAUGGGAACUGAGAACGUACCACCUCGUGAAAGAGUAAAUUAAAGUUGGAUCAACAGCAGCAGAGAAUUGAAAGUCUACCAUCUAGCAUUAUCAAAAACUGAGGUCUGGAACUUUAAAGCCUGUUAAAAAGUAAGUCCAGAAGAGUUGCAAAAAGACGUAACUCAAGAUGUCAUCUCCACCUCAAAAGACGGAGCACCGCCUCUCGCUGAGGGACACCCUGGAGGGAGAUUUUGCAGACUCGCAGUCAAGCACACCACAGGGGUUCCUGUACGAGACUAAAUUUGUGGUUCUGAGUUACCUCGGGCUGGUGCCGCCAGAUCUGGAUCCCGGCUACUCAGAGUUUGACAUCCACUAUGAGAGCUCUGCCAGCGCCACACCCUUCAGCGUGUCUGACGAUGACCGGUCAAGCGGCUCCAGUGGCUCGAGAAGGUCCAGUGACCUCCUGACAGUGAACACAAAGGUCCGGGCUCGCCGCUCUCCAAAGAUUAGCCCUCGAUCUGGCGCUUCCUCAAGCCACGUCUCACCGGCUGUCCUGAACCCACCUGCAAAUACCUUUUCCGGAUUUUCAGCUCCCCUAGGGGCUCCUUCGGCAGCCUUGCCACCUCCACCCCCACCCUCUUUCUCAGACUCCACUGUGACAGUGAUCCGAGAGUUCCACACAAGGGGUUUCGUUGAGGUCAGCAAAACAGUAGUUACUCGGCAGGAAUCCUAUGACAGCGAUCUGUGCACAGAUGCAGCCAUGGAUGGAUCUGAAGAAUCGAGUCACAGCCAGCCCCUGAGCGAUGGGUCGGAAGAAGACCGAGCUGGGGAGCAUCCACAGAUCAGAAUAGAUGACGAUAGCACGAGUGACUCGUGGGAGUUUAGGCAGAGACAGAGGCAAGAAUUGGUGGAGCCACUCCGGGAAGAGGUCAGGCAGGCCAUGGCCCAACUACAGGAGGAAUUCAAACAAGUUGUAGCAGCCGGCGAUUCCAACGGGCCCAUCCUCCCCUCGGUGAUAUGCCCGAUCAGUCGCGAGGCCCAGGUGGCUGAACGCAUCGCCCAGAUCGGCGACAAGAUCAUGCAGCAGCGCGGCGAUGAGCUGGAGAAGACCAUGAGGAUGCUGUUUGGCAGUCAGUCUGACGAUAACCUGACCUACGGCCUCUUCAAGUCCCUAAUGAAGCAGAUGAUGAAAAGCACUGUGCCGGGAUGGUAUCAUCUUGCUCUGAUGCUGAAGUUCACCCAGCACAUGGCCCUGGGUCUUGUCAACAAGGGAGGCAAAGGCUUCGGCUCUGUCACUGACUUUGCUGUUCGGUACAUUGAGGAGAACCUGGCGCAGACCAUCAUUGACCAAGGGGGAUGGGAUGCAAUGACAAAUAUUAAUUUGGAGGACAUCAAUAUGGAGGUCCUGUCAGACCUGUCAUCCCCUACCGCCUCUCCCAUCCCACUGUCCUCCCAAGAGAGUCAUGCCUCCCAACAGUCUCAAGAACCCCUGUCCCCAGACGCCGGCACCCCAGUGGACUCCCCCAACUGGAAGACAGACCAGCAGUCACACUUCACCUCCUCGGGCGAGGAGGGCUUGAAUCAGCUGACUGUCCCUCCGCCGGGCACCUCCCCGGGGGAGAUCACCCACCGCAGCCGGUCGGAAUCCCAUCCCGAGGACCUGGCGAGCCUCUUUGUCGGGGAACCCUCAGAUCCUCCUAUCACCCACUCCGUGUCCAGCCCUAGUCAUCUAGGCACCAAUCCCGGCAGCCGCGUUCAACAGCUAGGCGUGACCCACUCUGAGCCAGUUCUGUUCUCGGUCGACGACAGUCAAGCCUCGGUGAUGGACGUUGACAGUCAAGCCUCGGCGAUGGACGUUGACAGUCGGCCAGUGACGAGCCCCGAGUAACACAUGACCGAUGUCAGUGAUGGUGACAUCAGAGUGGAACACAAAUCAGGUGUCGGUAAGGUAGCUGCAGCAGUUGCUGGUGCGCUCUUUGGUGUGGGGAAAAAAUGAUGCAGCUUAUAUUUUAGAAACUAGGAAAGACAAAGUGGCUUGCACUACAUUGUUUGAUUGCCCUACAAGGAAGACGGUCAUACAAAUUCAGGUCCUUGCAAGAUUUUAAUGUUACCUCAUUCUUUGGGCUGUGCAUUUUUGAAUAAGUUAGUAUUGGAUCAUACCAACUUGGACUUGAUCGAAUUUUUAAAUAUUUGAUUUCAAAAUAAUAAUAAUAAUAAUUUCUAUUACGCAAAUUCCAUUUGAAUAUGAUCAAAUGUGCAUCACUAUUAUUAUCCCUGUUCAUCAGGAACAAGACCAUUUUUUUCUGUAGCAGCUCGAGAUCACCGCAACUUGGUCUACACCUUCACAGGUACCCAUUUAUACUCCUGGGUGGAGAGAGGCAAAUGUAGUAAAGUACCUUGCCCAAGAGCACAAGCACCAUGUUCCCCGUCAGGAUUCGAACCCAUGUACCACGGCACACCAGUCGAACACCGUAACCAUUGGACCACAGCGCCCAAUGCACUGAUCAACCUAAUAUGUGCAAGCCUAAACUGGCCACUGAUUGGGAUUUGCGUGCACCCGCUCUUGCCAAAAAUUAACAAAGAGCUUAUGAAAAUAAUGUACAGAACAAGUGGCCAUGGCUACUAUUUGACAUAUUUGAGCUUAUUCCUCAUAGAAACUCUCAAGUCAUUCGCAAUAAUGGCUUUCGACAAAAGUGUGUGCUAUUUUUAAACAUUAAUUUUAAACCCUAUCUCAGGCAUUUUCGCUAGGAUGCAACCUCAAUCCUGCAAAAUCCUCCAACUUCCUCCAUGUAAAGAGUACAUACAGCCUCAAUCCUCCAAAAGCAUCCGUUAUUUCUUGAAUGUGGUCCUUGGCGGGGUGACCACU